UAAUUAAGGGGUAAUUGCUAAAUUUUCGCGGAGAAAAACCUCAAGAGGGACGAGUCCCUCGUGUUCGUGUCGUUCAGUCUGUCUUCUCUACGAGAAGCAUCGGGUACGCGCCCUCCAUGGCUAGACCUCCGAACAAGCACGGCCGCGACCAAGCUCUGGAUUUCCAGGGGUUUUUGAGUGACUUGCAGGACUGGGAGCUUUCUCUCAAGGACAAGGACAAGAAAAUGAGACCACAAGUUUCACAGCAGGAAAAGCUGAAGACUAGAGAUUCCGGGACCAGUUCUGGGAAUUAUGACUACUCAAGGAAUUUUGAUGCCAUCAAAAGAAUAUCAAGUAGUUUGAGAUCCGAAGAUAGUCUUCCCGAUGCUGCUUCAGAAAAAGAAUUGGGUAAUGAGUAUUUUAAGCAGAAGAAGUUUAAGGAAGCUAUCGACUGCUAUUCAAGAAGCAUCGCUUUGUCCCCAUCUGCAGUAGCGUAUGCAAAUAGGGGAAUGGCAUAUAUCAAAAUCAGAAGAUUUCAGGAAGCUGAGGAUGACUGUACAGAGGCCUUGAAUUUGGAUGAUCGUUAUAUAAAAGCAUACUCACGACGUGCAACAGCUAGAAAAGAACUUGGAAAGCUUAAAGAAUCAUUCGAGGAUGCUGAGUUUGCCCUGAGGUUGGAGCCUCACAACCAAGAGAUCAAGAAACAAUACACGGAAGCCAAAUCUUUGUAUGACAAAUCAAAUCUUGAGAAGGCAUCUGGAGCACUGAAAAAUUCUGUACAAGAAGUGCAGAAAAGGGGAAAGUUGGAUACCAAAGUAAAUGGAAAAGGCAUCCAGCCUGUCUCAAGCAGUGCUCAAAUAACUGAAAUAACUUCAGUUCAAGAUCAUACUAAGGGAGAUAAUACAAAUAAGAAGCUAGAGGUGAAGGCAUCGGUACAAGAGCUUGCUUCUCGAGCUGCUUCCAAAGCCAAGGUUGUAGCUGCAGAGAAAAACAUCACCCCACCAACUACCGCAUAUCAAUUUGAGGUUUCUUGGCGAGAUCUCUCUGGAGAUAGUGCUCUGCAGGCUAGUCUGUUGAAGUCUAUAUCUCCUAGUGCAUUGCCACAGAUAUUCAAAAAUGCUUUGACUGUUCCCAUACUAAUUGACAUUAUCAAUUGCGUGGCGACCUUUUUUGUUGAAGAAAUGGAACUGGCCGUCAAUUAUUUGGAGAACUUGACCAAGGUUCCAAGAUUUGACACACUCAUCAUUUUUCUUUCAUCCUCAAACAAGGCCGAUCUUGAUAAGAUAUGGGAUGAAGUGUUCUACAAUGAGGCAACUCCAAUCGAGUAUGCGGAGAAGCUUGGUAACCUGCGUGCAAAGUACUGCCUCAAGCGAUGAAAAAAACCAAAGUUUUGCCUCAUCUGUAAAUUGAAUUUGUAAGCUUUUUACAGAACUUUCAGGAAGAAGAUUAUUGCUAUUUCUGUAUUUCAUGUGACCGUGAAGAAAACGUGCAUUUGUGAGCGUCUAUGUUAUGUAGGGUGGACCUUCAUACUCUAUUGUUCAGUCACAUUCAACUGGGGGUCCAAAAAGUUAAUGGUGAUGACCUGUUUCUUCA
This is a messenger RNA of Malus domestica (apple), 1572 nucleotides long. RefSeq lists its product as uncharacterized. The record is from RefSeq and is a predicted model, not a curated record. Lineage: Eukaryota; Viridiplantae; Streptophyta; Magnoliopsida; Rosales; Rosaceae. Gene Ontology annotation, molecular function: protein binding.